Molecule: messenger RNA, 1065 nt
Organism: Colletotrichum orchidophilum
Lineage: Eukaryota; Fungi; Ascomycota; Sordariomycetes; Glomerellales; Glomerellaceae
Exons: 1
Coding region: 1-1065 (354 amino acids)
Source: RefSeq, a predicted model, not a curated record
AUGGCCGGAGAGACUGGACCCAUCUCGGUCUCGCAGACUCAGGCGAUGGUUAUGAUCGCGUUCGCCGCGACCGCAUAUUUCAACACCAUCGAAACCUUCUUCUCCAUAUUCACGACAUUCAAGCGCCGGCGAGGGAGAUACUUCUGGAGCAUGAUCGUGUCGAAUACCGGAAUCAACAUCAACGUGAUCGCCUUUAUCCUGCGAUACUUCGGCUACUAUAAGAAAGCGGUAUUCGCCUCGAGCAUCAUCAUCCCGAUUGCUUGGUACUCGAUGGUUACAGGCCAGGCCAUCGUGCUCUGGUCACGAUUGCACCUUGUUGUACACAGCCAGCGAACGAUCCGCUUGAUAUUGACAAUGAUCAUAUUCAACGCCGUUACGAUGCAUAUCCCAGAGACGGUCAUCUUCUUUCUCGCCAACGCGAUUCCCAAGAAGUAUUCCGCGCCGUUCAAGAUAUACGAAAAAGUCGAACUGGUCGUCUUCACCAUUCAGGAGACUAUAAUCGCAUACCUCUUUCUCUACGAGGGCUACAAGAGCCUCAAGCCUCUCAGUGCGAUCAAACCGAAAGCCGUCACAAACAUGGUUUGGCACUUGGCGUCACUGUUCGCCGUCGUCUUCCUACUUGACACAGGUCUAAUCGUUCUGGAAUACCACGACAAAUUCGAGAUUCAGACUAUGUGCAAGCCGUUUGUCUACAGUGUCAAGCUCAAAGUCGAGUUCAUCGUUCUCAACAAACUCUUGUCGUUCACUCGGAUGAGCGCCUGCGACUGUCGAGGCCCCGAGAGCAUACCUUCAAACGAAUUAGCCGACAACAACAACAACAAUCGCACGACGGCUGUUAAUAACGGAGUUCUGUUGGCACUUCCGGCCAUAGAGCAGACGAAUGGAUCGCUGUCUCCAUUGUGGCGGGCAGUUCAAAGAGACUAUAUUUAUGAUGGGCGGACCUCUCCAAUGAGUACCAGAAGCAGACAACUGACGAGGGACGGCGACUUGGAGGUCAAUACAGAAGAAGACAAAGUGGUCGUAUCAAUAAUACGUGAGAAGCCAUUGGUGACGGACAAUGGGUAA